AUGCUCUUUCUUGCUGCUUGCUGCUGCUGCUGCUGCUUCCUCAUCGCCGGGGGCCCCGCGCGCGCUGCAGCAGCUGCAGCAGCUCCGCCGGGGGAGCCGGGGGCCCCGCGGGAAGUGCCCGACGCAGCGGCGGCGGCGGCGGCCGCAGCAGAAGCUGCAGCAAUAGCAGCAGCAGCAGCAGCAGCAGCAGCAGGACCCGCCAAAGCCCUCCAAACCCCAGCCCAAGUGCCCCUUAAAGUUGUGGGCAGCCGCGUGGCCCUGGGGGUCCAAGUGGGGGGGCAGCAGCUGCUGCUGGGGCUGGACUCUUGCAAGGAGGGUUUGCGGCUGUUUGCUUCUGGUUCUUCUGCAUGCACUUCUGGCAGGCGCGGCUCCGCGCUGCAGCAGCAGCAGCAGCAGCAGCCCCUUGCUGCGGCGCAACGGCAGCAGCAAGCUGCUGCGGAGGACGCCGGCAGCCCGCGGGAAGCGCCUGCGGGAGAGCCGGCAGCGGGUGCAGCGGCGCAGCAGCAGCAGCAGGAGCAGCAGGAGCAGCAGCAGGGGGACGGCAAGGCGAAGCAGCGCAAGCAGCUAGCGAAGCAGCAGCAGCAGCAGCAAGACUGCUACAGCCCCGAUGCCUCAAACAGCAGCACUUGGUGCCUCAACUGGCACGAAGUUUGUACCCCUUUUUCAGAGUCUCCUUUUAGCUGCCGGGCUUCGAAGCAGCACGACCCCCAAUAUGCUGCUCGCUAUAAGCAAAUUGUCGACGGCAUUUUUGUUUCUGAAGUUCGCCUCGAGGGGUACGACACGGUGGAGCUGGUGCCGACCCACGUGGGGGGCCCCCCAGGGGGGCCCCCCGGGGGCCCCCCCCCACCAGGGGCCCCCCGAGAGGGUACUGCAGAGAUGAGUAUCCCUUCUUUCUUCUCUCUCCGCCUCAGCAAGUUUCCGGUGAAGUUGGUGUUGGAAAGAGACACGGACUUCGACGCUUAUGAAGGUCUUGACGGAGUUUGGGGAAUUGCAGGGCCGGACCUCUGCUGCCGCGAAGCUUCGUUGUGGAAUUUGCUUCUGGAGCCGGCGGUGAAGGGCGUGGGACUGGACAUAAACUUGCCGCCGCCGCGUGCUGCUGCUGCUGCUGCUGCUGCUGCUGCUGUUGCUGCGCCUGCAGCAGAGGCCCCGCCGGAGCCGGGGCCCCCCGCCGAGGUGCCUUCUUUCAUUUAUUUUUCCCAAGAGGCCCGCAGCAUUUUCGGAGAAAUGGAGUGGGCGCAGCGCAUGCAAACGGGGGCUGCUGGAGUGGACGCUUUGAUGCAUUUCACAACUUUCGACUGGAAACUCUGCGGCGAGCAAGUGGGACAUCCUCUUUCGCGAUCUUGGGAAGCAAUUGUGGACUUGAGCUCGGAGUGCCUGGUGGUGCCGCCGCCCAUGUGGAAAAGUCUGCGCGCUUGGCUGCCGCUGGACGUGGAACAUGAACUUUGCAAAGACCCUGAGGCUGAAGAAGACUCUUUGAAUGCACACAUAUCUCGCCCAGUGUCGUUGCAAGGAGAAGCGGGAGAGAAGACCUACAGACGCACUUGCCCGCUGCUGCAGCGACCCAACAGCCGGCCGCUUCCUUCUCUGUCUUUCUCUUUGACUCAAACCCAAAGUGACCCCCCCAGGCUCCAAAUUCCCCUUGAAAAACUUGUCAUUCAUGAAGAGGGAAUAGGAGAUGUCCUCUGCGUCGUGCCGCAGCCCUUCCUUUCCAUGGGCGCUGACCAGUGGCGGCAGAUCCGAUUCGGCACCAGAGUUCUCUCCUUAUUCAAGUUGGUGAUGGAUCGCGACAACUGGCGAGUGGGACUUCAGGAAAAGCACGCGGAGCCGGCCAACGACGUUGCCUGCGCAGCCCGCGCAGUCUGCAGAGGAGACCAGGUCUAUGUGCCCUACACUAACAGGUGUGCGGAUCCUGACUGCAGUGUGAAGAUUCUGUUUGAAAUGAAUCCUGAAACAAAAGUCUGUGAACUGGCGUGGUGGGUUCCGGGUGCGGUGGUGGCCGCAAUUGCAGCUCUUGUCACACUAGAGCUUUACGUGCUUCACCUGCGCAGCAGGGUUGUGGCUGAAGCUUGCUCUGGGAGGCGCUGA
This is a messenger RNA of Eimeria tenella, 2085 nucleotides long. RefSeq lists its product as uncharacterized. The record is from RefSeq and is a predicted model, not a curated record. Lineage: Eukaryota; Apicomplexa; Conoidasida; Eucoccidiorida; Eimeriidae. The transcript is spliced from 7 exons. Bases 1 to 2085 code for a protein of 694 amino acids.